AUGCCUCCUGCGCGUCGUGUUCCCGGGAAGUCCUCUAACUCGAACUCUAGGUCACAGGGCUCUAACAGCGCCAACAGCUCAGCUUUUGGUGGAGAACCCGGGCAAGGCAACGAUGACGGUAUCGCCAACACCUCCGCGGCCGCCCCUAGCGAGCAGGUUCCCCAAGAACCUCCCCUCGGUGCUGGUUUUGGAGCCCUUCAAGCUUUCCUCCAAGACCACGAGUUGGAGGAGGCCGAUCUGUGGUUUCUUGAAGACAACGACCUUCCCGAUCUCAUACUUAGAGUUCAACUACGUCGGUACCGUACGACGAGGGUACCCCCGCCAAUCGCGAUGUUCGGUCAACCCGACGACACUGGCAAUGCCCCAGAGAAG
Molecule: messenger RNA, 372 nt
Organism: Perkinsus marinus ATCC 50983
Lineage: Eukaryota; Perkinsozoa; Perkinsida; Perkinsidae
Exons: 1
Source: RefSeq, a predicted model, not a curated record